AUGAUCGCUCCGGACAACGCCACGUACUCGUUUGAAGACGCCGACGCCGCGUUCGGCGGCCUUAUCCCUUCGACUGGCAUGCGCGGAGUGCUCCGCCGCGCCAUCCCCUACGACGCGUGUGAGCCGCUCACGAAUCCCGCGGGGGCGGAAUCCGCGGACGGGGAGUCCGCGGAAUCCGGGGGGGCGGCAUCCGCGGAGGGAUCCGCGGGGGAGGCGGAGUUUGUGCUUAUAGAGAGGGGUAACUGCCUGUUCGACGUGAAGGUUCUGAACGCGCAGCGCGCGGGGUACGCCGCUGCGGUGGUGUACAAUAACGAGCCCGGGAAGAGGAUUAUAACGAUGUCAGGACGGCACAUGUGGGGCAUCGCCAUUCCAGCAGUCUUUGUCACUCAAUCCUCAGGCCACGCCCUAAUCAACAUCAUCAACCGAUUCUCCCAACCAUCCGAUUCCGAUUCCUCCUCCUCCUCCGCCUCCUCUCCCUUCUCCCCCUUCCCCUCCCCUUUCUCCCCCUUCUCUCUCCCCCUCUCCUCCCCCGAAUCCUCCCCCCCCAUCUGCGUUCUCCUCCCUACAUUCGACAACGCAGCCUGGUCUGUAAUCACCGCCUCUCUAGUCUCCCUCCUCUCCCUCUCUAUAGUCCUCGCCUCGUUUCUCUUUAUAAGACGGCACCGGCUGCGGCAGGCUGUAGCAGCUGCCGCUACAGCCAUGGGAGCGGGCGGAGCUGGUCGUCUGCUAGCUGCGCGUCAGGAGCCGCCAGGUUUGUCAGAGGAGGAGGUCAAGGCGCUCCCAGAAUUGGUUUUCCCGCCAAAAGGGAAGCAUGCAAACAGUGUGUCAGGGUUUGGUGGGGGGUGUAGCAGGGUCGGCUGUAGCAGCUGUGGGGGAAAAGGAGGUCUGGGGAAAGGUGGAGGCGGCAAGGGGGAAGGCAUGAGAGCAGUAUCAACGGCUGUAGCAGCAGCAGAGGGAGGGGAAGCUACAGCCAUGGCAGCUGUAGCAGCAGCUCUAGCAGCACAGCAGCAAGAGGAGGAAAGCAGGCCAAUGCUACCCAGCGAAUGUGUGGCUGUGUCAGUUGUAGAUGGAAGUGAGGAUGGUGAUAGUAACGGUGGUGAUUGUAUCUGUGGUGAUACUAGUAGUGACGAUGCUGCUGCUGCUGCUAUGGGAGCAGAAGGAGGAGAGGGAGGAGAGGGAGGAGAGGGAGGAGAGGGAGGAGAGGGAGGAGAGGGGAAAGAGGGGGCAGUGGAAGCCGAGGGAGGAGGGGAAGAGGGAGGAGAGGGAGGGUGCAGAGAGAUGGAGACGUGUGCGAUUUGCCUGGAGGACUAUGAGUGGGGGGAUAGGCUGCGACUUCUGCCCUGCUCUCAUGAGUUCCACGUUGACUGCGUUGACCAGUGGUUGACCACCCGCCGCCCUUUCUGCCCCGUCUGCAAGCGAGACGCACACCCCCCCACCCACCUCCUUCCCUCCUCCACACCUCCUCUCACCUCCCCUUCCUCCUCCUCCACCACCACUACUGCUGCUCUCGCCUCCUCUUCCUCUGUCGCUGCUUCGACCGCUCACUUCGUCUCCUCCCUGGUCUACCCCCUCAUCCGCUCAUUCUCACCCCUCCCAUCCCUGCCCACCGCAUCCAACUCCUCUAGUCUCUUUAACACCACACUCAACCCCUCAAUUUCUGCAUCUGGAGACAGCAGGAGAACCAGACCCUCUCGCACCUCCUCCUCCUCCUCCUCUUCCUCCUCCCUCUCCUCGCCUUCAUCCGGACCCCACUCUCCCAGAAACCCCACCACCGCACUCCACCCUCCCGGAACCUCUCUCUCCUCCUUCCCUCCGUCCGCCACCCCACCCACCUCCAUCCCCACUCUCCCCUCCUCUCUCUUUCCCACUCCUCGAUUCAUCGCAGCUUCGACCGCCUCCUCCUCCUCUCUCUCUCCUCCUGACCCGUCUCGGGAACCCUUUUUGCUGCAUCACCCUUCGAGGGAUUCGGAUGAUGAAGAGACAGGGGAGAUCAGACCUGUUCCCAUACCGGGGUUCACGCCACCAUCACCCACACCCACUCAUUUGGAGGUCUCAAAUUGA
Molecule: messenger RNA, 2061 nt
Organism: Closterium sp. Yama58-4
Lineage: Eukaryota; Viridiplantae; Streptophyta; Zygnematophyceae; Desmidiales; Closteriaceae
Source: the annotation of a GenBank genome assembly